Molecule: messenger RNA, 3658 nt
Organism: Girardinichthys multiradiatus
Lineage: Eukaryota; Metazoa; Chordata; Actinopteri; Cyprinodontiformes; Goodeidae
Product: TRPM8 channel-associated factor homolog
Exons: 12
Coding region: 223-2973 (916 amino acids)
Source: RefSeq, a predicted model, not a curated record
CCCCUCCCCACUAUUUUUUCUACUUUCCAUUUUCCCUUAAAUAAAAAAAGCAGUGGCCCCACAAUACUCACCUGUUCUUAGAACUAAAGGACUGGACAUAAUUUUCUUGGCACAGAUUCAAAGUUACAUUCAGAAAGAAACACUUCCUGACACUAAAUCCCAAUAAACUCAAGGAACCUUUCUUUCACGCACUUUCUUCUUCAUCUAACUGAUUGAGCAACCAUGUCAAUCCCCAUGUGCAGUGUGUCCCUGUCUUACCCUCAGGAUGCCUACAGGGCUCUGUUGAAAGGCAUUCGGGAGCUGGACCUUCAGCACUCCAGUGUUCCUUGUAACUUGGUGCUGACAGGAGAUGCCUUUCCUUUAGUGGUAAACAGCAAUGGUCACAUCCUCAUGGCUGCUUCUAUGUAUGGCCAAGGAAGAAUUGUGGUCCUUAGCCACGAGACCUACCUGACCCUCUGUCCUGCUCUGGUAGAGAAUGCUCUGACCUGGCUGGGAGGAGGGCAGUCCGUAAACCUGUCUUUGGGGGUGCAGAAAAACAUCAAGGCAGUUGCUGAUAACCUUAACAGAUCGAUGUAUCAAGUGAGCAUUGUUGAAGCUUUCAGGAAAAAUCUAGGAGUCCAUGUGUAUGUAACAGAUGCCUACCAAGUGGAUACAAUCGCAGAAGACCUAGUGCCCUUCAUGAAAGCAGGGGGAGGAGUGCUGAUUGGUGGACAAGCUUGGUGGUGGGCUUCACAGAACCCCAAACAAAACCUAAUCCUUCAGUUUCCUGGGAAUAAAGUAACAGGAGUGGCAGGGAUCUACUUUUCUGCUGAGCACGGAAAAGCAGAAAAACUGUCCCUUAACUCUGAGAUCCCAUCCUCUUGGAAAACUGUAGAUUGUGGGAUGGAUUUCAAAGAAGAUCUGGAGUUUUUGCUGAAAGGGAUUUCAGAUUUUGACAUCCAGGGAGAUGGAGUUCCCUCUGCAGCUCUGGUCCAUGGCCCGCUUGCUUUUUCCAUCUGUACCACAGAUAAGGAAAAGGCGUUCCUGGCAGGAACCUACUAUGGGCGGGGACGGGUCAUUUUGGUGACACAUGAGGUGUUUCUGCAAUACGAGAAACUGGCAUCAUUUUGGAAGAAUGCAUUUGAUUGGUUGGAUCAAGGCAGAAAAGGAGUGGUUGGAUUUGAGCCAGGUGUCAAACCCUUACCUGGCUCAGGGUUAACAUGUAAAACUACAGAGUUCAGGGAGGACCUGAGUGUGUUUGUGUGCAGAGCAUACAGUGACAUCAACGCUGAGACAAUCCAAACCUUUGUGGUCGAAGGAGGAGGCCUGCUUAUUGGUGGGCAUGCCUGGUACUGGGCGUCAACGCACAUUGGGCAAAACCCAAUGCAAGACUUCUCAGGAAACAAGAUCUUGAACAAAAUGGGCUUGAGCUUGUUGAAAGAAACUAUAAAGGCAAGUGUCUACAAAGCUCCUGAUCCAUGCCAGGUCAACAACCUCCACUACCGUCAUCUUCUGCAUCGCUUUGCUGGUCAUGUUCUAGAGGGUCGAGAACUCACCAAGCAAGAUAAAGAGCAUCUUAAGAAGCUGGGACGAGAUUGUGCCUCAUUCUUAAGCAUGAAGGCUUAUGACAGCUUGUCCUACAUGGAGAUUCUGUCCGUUCUGACUGACAUCUUGAAGAAAGAAGGCGUCCCACAGGCGAGUAAGCAGAACGCUGUGAAGAGUCCCAAAGAGCACAUGCUUCUCAGUCUGGCAACAGACGUGUACGAUGCUUCCCUAAACCAAGAGGGGCUUCUGCCCUACAUCAUCAAGGAUAACCCACCACUACCUGUGGUCAAGAACCAACGGAUCAAGAUUACUGCCCAAACAGGAGAAAACGAGGAGUGGAUCAGUACAGGCCUGUACCUCUCUCCUGGCAUGAAGAAAGAAAUGAUUUUACCACCAAAGCUUGUUAACAAGAGAUGGACGAUCCAGAUAGGCUGCCAAAGUGAUGAGUUGUAUCUAGAGGAGUUAUGGAGAGCUCCACAUGUUAUCAAGAGAUUCCCUAUUACAUCAGAGAGGAUGCAGGUGUGGAACAUGUGGGGGGGACUCAUCUACCUGCUGGCUCCACGAGACGUAAAGGUGGAAGAGGAAGAGGUCGUGGUUCAGGAAGCGGUCACUGCUCCUUUUUACAAAUCUGGUGUAACAAAAGCAGCUGAUUGGUCCUCUCUGCGCCAAGCUCCUGCACCGUGGGCAGAGAUGGAGUUUGACAACAUCAUCCUCACUGUACCGUCACACAUCAUUCGUGAACUGCCGAGCCCUCUGGAGGUGGAAAAAGUCUGGAAUGGCAUCAUGAAGGGUGUUGCAGAUCUGGCCGUCAUUCCACAAAAAUUCAUCCGCAAAGAACGUAUCGUAGCUGAUGUUCAGAUUUCUGCAGGUUGGAUGCAUUCAGGCUAUCCCGUCAUGAUGCACUCUUCUAUAGGAGCUGAGCUGUUCAACCCAAAAGAUGCCCGGACCAAAGGUCUGUGGGGGGAAACUCAUGAACUGGGACACAACCAACAGAGAAGCUACUGGGAGUUUCCACCACACACUACAGAGGCCACAUGUAACUUGUGGUCAGUGUACGUGCAUGAGGAGGUGCUGGGACUCAACAGAGAAAAGGCCCAUCCCUCCAUGACCUCAGCGAGUCGGAAGGACUGUGUAGAGACGUACGUUCGAGAAGGAAGGGAUCUCAAGAACUGGAACGUUUGGACUGCCCUGGAGACGUACCUGCAGAUCCAGGAAAGGUUUGGCUGGGCUGCCUUUAAGCGGGUGUUUGCUAACUACCAAAACAUGAGCAACUAUCCCAGGGACAACGAUGGAAAGAUGAACCUGUAUGCUGAGACUUUCUCCAAAGCUGUGAACAUGAACCUGACUGGAUUCUUCAAAGCCUGGGGAUGGCCCAUCCAACAGGCCACUGAAGAGAAACUCUCCAACCUGCCUCGCUGGACCGAUCACCCCAUGGCCCAGUAUUCCUAAAAUUCCUAUUGGACCAGGCUUAGAGUUUAGUGACCUGGUUUUAUGGAGAAUGAUAGGUUCAGUUUGCAUAUUUUUUACCAAUAUAGUGGUAAAAAAUGUUAAAUGAUUACUGAAAUAAAAAUCAUGUGUAUCAUAAUGAAAAAAUACAUUUCUUUGGGUGUCAUUUUAAAGAUGACAUUAACAAUAGGUUGUGAUGUUUUAUUGGAGAAAAUUAAAAUAUUAGAGAAACUUAAUGUUAAUGGAGAAGCUAAUUUAAACAUCCUGAGUGAUUCAGGGAGUAUAGUUAAUGAUUUAAUUGGUAAACAGAUCGUAGUCUAAAAUUAUAAAUGAAGAUGCCUAAAAACAUUUAUCUAUUUUAAGAUUAAACUUAACAUUUACUAGUCUUGGCAUCCGGUGACUCUAAAACAAUGUUUGUCUCAAGCAGUGAAAUAAAAUUUAUUUUUUUUGCAAAGUGAACAUUCUUGAAAAUAAUCUUCAGAAACCCAGUAAAAUAUCUAGAAUUUCUUUCUAUGACAAAAAAAAACAAAAAACAAACACGAGAGAGACAAAACAAGGACAAUGUGUAAAAUGGCAAAAAUAUCACAUUUUAUAUCUUCUGCUUUUCUAGAGUGUUGAGAUUUUAGGUUCUUCAAGUCAUAACUGUCUCCUCUGUCAGAUAAAUAAAAAUAUUCAUCUGUUCACUGAU